UCUUUUUGUCUGAUCGCUGCAGGGAAUGCAGCCAAGAUAUGGCUGCCCUAGUACAUAGUACACCUUGCACUGCCACUGGCUGCGGAGUCGUCCCGAAUCGCUUGAAGCAUUCGCGCUGCAGAUAAAACGGAAAAAGAAAAGGAAAAAAUGAACGUCUAGAAGAGGUUAUAUGUACCCACCGUCCAUUCAACCAGCCUAAGCUUAAUACUAGCAAUGCAAUCGCAACAAGUCCGUCCAAUAAGCACCUAUGACAAUCUGGGUGCCGCCACCCAUGUGGCACCAACCAACAAGCAGCAGCAGCAGCAGCAACAGCAGCAGCAGCUCCACAGAGCUGGUGAAAGUCCCAGGCAGCCAGAGAGAGCCACCAACAGAGCUGUGAGUGACCAGCUGCUGUCCAACGGCAUGUCACAGUCGCAGUCACAGUUCGAGCUGGAGCUGGAGCCCGAGGAGGAGCUGAAUGGGAGCGGUACCAGCCACAGCAUAGCUGCCGUUAAGGCGGCCCUCAACGAUGCCAAAUCGAAAUUCUUCGGCAUCAACAACUACGACGAAUAUGAGUCAGCCGGCCAGCCAACACAGAUGCCAAUGCCAGCAGUCAAAGCCCGUUCACAACAGCCGACCAUUAAGCCGGAACCAAAGUACCAGAACGUCCCACAGCGCCACAAGCCACAAGCCGAUGAGCUGCCGGCUGCGAGCAUUGAGCCAGUGGCUGUGCCAGUGGCAGCCAGUAGUCCGGUGGAUAGAUCCCUGCGUUAUGCCAACACCACCUACGAACAAAUACCCCUGAGUGACGUGGAUGCGCCGCAGCCGUCGCAGGUGAGUGCCGUCUACAUGAGUACUACGGUGCCGCAGAAUAUGAAAGGCAUGAAGAUCGCUGGACGACAUACGCCGACCCGAAACAGUCUGAGACACAGCCGCAUGAUAGUUGUGAAUCACAAGAACCACGACAGCGUGCUGUCUCUCUCAUCUGCAGGUCUACAGGCGGCAUAUUCCAAGCACAUACGAAAUCUGAAUAUCUCCCGGCAGCUUCUGAUAAUGCAACUGGCUGUGGGACUGAUGAUUGUUGGACUGGCCAUUUGGAUAUUACUGCUGGCGCCCAACGCCUUCAUACUGAUCAAUCCGUAUUGCGGCGGCCUAUCUCUGUUGCUGGCCAGCAUUGCGGGCCUGAUACUACUGAGACGGGAUCGCCGGACACAGGAGCAUCGGGCGCCCAACAGUUGCUACAAAGUGCUGCUGGCCGAAUCCUAUGUGAGUUCGGCCUUGGCGUUGGUCUUUUGCUGCCUGGCGCUGGUCUGUGCGGCCAUUGAGUUUGCUGAGCUGGCAUCAGCUGUGGACGGUGCCUGCGGACCGGCCACCAGUUCGCUUUUAGCCUAUCACAAUUGCACCUGCCUGACGUCUGGCGACGAUGCGCCGCCAGCUGAUGCCAGCGAUACACCCGAACGACAGCAGCACCAGCAGCAGCAGCAUCGAGGAAUGCGGUGCAUUUCGCAGUGAAUGGAAGUAUCUGCUGGCCUGCUCCAUGGCCCUCAAUGCCCUGGGCAUUGUUGCAACAUUCUUAUACAUAACGCUAUUUAUUUGUUGCCACCGCAACAGGAAACACUUUUACACGUCCGUCUAAUGGAGUGGGGGCCAGGUUCCUUGAGUCCCGUUACUUGCAUUACUUGAAUUCUUUCUUUUAAUUUAACAAUAAAUUAUUUACGAAAACAAAA
Messenger RNA from Drosophila obscura, 1706 nucleotides. RefSeq lists its product as uncharacterized. Gene Ontology annotation, cellular component: dystrophin-associated glycoprotein complex; sarcolemma. The transcript has 5 exons. Lineage: Eukaryota; Metazoa; Arthropoda; Insecta; Diptera; Drosophilidae. The record is from RefSeq and is a predicted model, not a curated record. The coding region runs from base 214 to 1491 and encodes 425 amino acids.